AUGCACGACUUGCCGCCAUUCAAUCCAUUGGAGAUCAAACUGACAAGCCACCAUGAUUCGGAAGAGGCUGACAGUGUCGUCGCGAUGCCGACGACCUACUUCAACGUCUCGCCGGAUCACAUUCUCAAUCCGAAGCGCAUCGAUCACAUUGGUCGAGCGAGACUCGCGCUCGUCAUCGACGUUGGCGCGUUGGUCGCCCAACUCACAGCGCUCAGCCUACUCGUUUGCGACUAUUUGACGGAAUCCAAUCGCGGUCGAUUCCUCUGGAUCAUUUUGCCGAUGUGGACCGUCCUAUCCUACAUUAUCAUCGUGUAUGGGAAGCGAACGAACGCGCCGACGCUGAUCGCGACGAUUCGAUUCCUGUUCGACGCCAUCUUCCUCAUCGACAUGCUCAUCAGCGUCGAGUCAAACCAAUCGCGUCGUCUCACCAUUUUCACGUUCAUCGCCUUCGAGCUCAUCCGCUUCAAUCUGUUCUUCAUGAUCGCGCGGCUCAUCGGCAAGCACUACGACCAAACGCGCACAAUCAUCACAACGAUUAUUUGA
Caenorhabditis bovis is the source of this 543-nucleotide messenger RNA. The record is from the annotation of a GenBank genome assembly. NCBI's taxonomy places the organism in Eukaryota, Metazoa, Nematoda, Chromadorea, Rhabditida, Rhabditidae.